Messenger RNA from Peromyscus eremicus (cactus mouse), 855 nucleotides. Its product is annotated as basic salivary proline-rich protein 1-like. The record is from RefSeq and is a predicted model, not a curated record. The transcript has a single exon. The coding region runs from base 1 to 855 and encodes 284 amino acids. NCBI's taxonomy places the organism in Eukaryota, Metazoa, Chordata, Mammalia, Rodentia, Cricetidae.
AUGCCGCCGAGGCGGGGUUCCGGGCGCAGACGACCCCUCCGCCGCCGCCGCUCCUCCUCGGCUCCUCAGCGGCGCCGACCCCCGUCCGGCUGUCCGGUCCCGGGCGACGGAUCCCAGCCGCGGCGGCCCCCGAUCGGCUGCCUCCGGCCACGCUGGGGCAUCGCCGCCCGCGCUCCUGACCUUGUCCUCGGCGAGCCGAACCCCGCAGCCGCGGCAGCUCCGGGGAGAGGAGCCGAGAGCCGGCGGCGCCCCGCGCUCCGGAGGGGACCCGAGGGGGAGGGGACCGGGCGGGGAGGGGGAGGGGACCCGCGCGGCCCCGCCUCGCCCGCGGCCCGCGCCAAAUGCCUGGGCUCCGAGCGCCGCUCGCCCCGGAGGGCGGGGCCAAGCGGGAGCCCCGAGCUGGGCGCGUCCAACGCGAGGAGGGGGGACGGGAGCGAGGACGUCCGCCUCCCUCCGCUGCCCAGCUAUCCCGAGGCCCCGCAGCAGCCGGCUUCCCUGCGCCCGCCAAGCACGGUCGCCUUGGCCGCGGCCGCAGCCCACGCCGGGCAGGGACGUCCCCGCAGCCUGGCGCGCUCGUGGUCGUCGUCCCCCCCCCCGAUCCCGGCGCUGUGGUCUCGCCCGGCCCCUGACGGGGACCCGGGACUCCCCCGCGCGCGCCCACCCGGUCGGCGUGGAUGGGAGCGCGUCCCCCAGGUGUGGCCCGCGCCGCGGAGCCCCACGGAGGAGGCAUCCGCUCCGGCUCCGUCGCUGCGGCGGGAAAGCAGCGCUGGCACCCCCCGGGCCGCAGCAGCGCAAGUGCGGCGCUUGCCCUCCGCGCUUCCCCAGCCCCCUGUGUGUUUCUUCUUUUUUUCUUAA